CUUGAAUGCCUAAUUAAUUGAUAGUUUAUCAAUAGGACCAAAGAUGUUACAUGUUUGGUCACUAGUCAAUUAGCCGUCUUUUCAUUUAUCUCGUUUGAGGCUUUGAUCAUCUAACUUUUCUUUUGCAAGUAAUAUGUAGGUUUGAUGGCGAGGAUUUUUUGAGAAGAAUGAAGGGGAAGAAGAUCAUGUAUGUAGGAGAUUCUUUAAGCUUAAAUAACUUUGAAUCACUUAUUUGCUUGAUACAUGGUGCAAUUCCAGGAAUCAAAUACAAACAAAAAGCUACUCCUCUCAAUUUUACAGUCACAUUUCAGGAGUAUGAGGUCCAAGUAAUAUUAUUUCACUCUAACUUCUUAGUAGACAUUGAAGAAGAACAAUUAGGGCGAGUGGUAAAGAUGAAAUCUCUGAAGAGUGGAGAAAUAUGGAAGCAAAUGGACGUUUUAAUAUUCAAUAGUUGGCUGUGGUGGACUAGGACUGGACGACAACAACCAUGGGACUAUAUUGAGAAACUCGAUGGUGAAAUAGUGAAAGACAUGAAUCGCAUAAGUGCUUUUGAAAUGGUUAUGCGAUCAUGGGCGCAAUGGGUUGACAAGGAAAUUGAUCCAAACAAAACAAAAGUUUUUUACCAAGGGGAGUCGGCCUCCCCUUACCAUUAUAGGGGAAACUAUUGGGGGAAGUCAGCAGACACAAACUGCAAGAGUGAGUUCAUACCUUUGAAUGAAACCAUGAUUUUCACCACACCAUCACAAUGUACCAACAUUACAAAGAACAUCUUGAGCCA
Messenger RNA from Cuscuta epithymum, 778 nucleotides. NCBI's taxonomy places the organism in Eukaryota, Viridiplantae, Streptophyta, Magnoliopsida, Solanales, Convolvulaceae. The record is from the annotation of a GenBank genome assembly.